Molecule: messenger RNA, 543 nt
Organism: Ogataea haglerorum
Lineage: Eukaryota; Fungi; Ascomycota; Pichiomycetes; Pichiales; Pichiaceae
Exons: 2
Coding region: 1-543 (180 amino acids)
Biological process (GO): translation
Cellular component (GO): ribosome; cytosolic small ribosomal subunit
Molecular function (GO): structural constituent of ribosome
Source: RefSeq, a predicted model, not a curated record
AUGGCUACUGAAUUGACCGUGCAGUCUGAGAAGGCUUUCCAGAAGUUGAAACUCGUAUUUUGCCUGGCUCCUUGGGAUUCUCAAGUGCAGCGUUGUCCUCCCAAGUACUCUAACACUCAGCAACCACACAUCUUCACCAACCCAAAGGCCAAGGCCUCCAAGAGAACCAAGAGAUGGUACAAGGACGUCGGUCUGGGAUUCAAGACCCCUAAGUCCGCUAUCGAGGGUACCUACAUCGACAAGAAGUGUCCUUUCACCGGUACUGUCUCUAUCAGAGGUAGAAUUCUGACCGGUACUGUUGUGUCCACCAAAAUGCACAGAACCAUCAUCAUCAGAAGAGACUACUUGCACUACAUCCCUAAAUACAACAGAUACGAGAAGAGACACAAAAAUCUCGCUGCUCACGUUUCUCCAGCUUUCAGAGUUCAAGAGGGUGACAUUGUGACUGUUGGACAGUGCAGACCACUUUCCAAGACCGUUAGAUUCAACGUUGUUAAGGUUGCUUCUGCUAAGGGCAAGGCCAAGGCUUUCACCAAGUUCUAA